UGCCUUUGUUGGAUUAUCAACUACGUCAGGAUCUGCCCUCGUUGGCGAAUCGUUUGACAUCAAACGCACAGACCGAAUGGGAUGGGGGGGGGACUGGUGUCAUGGGGUCACAAUGAUUGCUGCGAUUUAUGCAACAUUGUCGAUCAGGGUAUGCACGGACGAUCAUGGAUUUUCGUUGGGCAAAGGGUCCAGAAUAUAGAUAACAGUGGCGUGGUUGAUACGUCUAGACUUGGGAUUCGAACCUCUAUACAGAUGAUGAACCAUUAUCAUCAUCAUCAUCGGCUCCAACCCUCAAAUCGGUACUCUCUCCGCAAAAAACUUGUACGAACGACGUGACUCAUCGUCAUAAUAGAAUGGCCGCAUCGGUCAUUAAGAUAACGUCCGAGUUCGUCCCUCGCUGGAAAGCCGAGGGUU
Messenger RNA from Cantharellus anzutake, 414 nucleotides. RefSeq lists its product as uncharacterized. The transcript is spliced from 2 exons. The coding region runs from base 82 to 336 and encodes 84 amino acids. NCBI's taxonomy places the organism in Eukaryota, Fungi, Basidiomycota, Agaricomycetes, Cantharellales, Hydnaceae. The record is from RefSeq and is a predicted model, not a curated record.